AAUUCAUAACAAAACACAAAGAAAACAAUCAUUCAUUUGGAAGAUCCAUUUUCUAGUAAUUAAUAAUUAGAAAAGUGCCCGGAACGAUUAAAUAACGCACGCAGCGCAAAAAUCGAACAAUCUUCUUGCACACGUCGAGAAUCAGUAACGCACCAGAAUACGGAGUGAAACGAAUAUGUCCGCUUCAGGUCCAACAUCGUUGAUAUCGACGGCUGGUGAUGAAUCGUUCGAUUUCCUGUUCAAAAUCGUACUAAUCGGAGACUGUGGCACCGGCAAGACAUGCAUCGUGCAGAGGUUUAAAUCGGGUAACUUUAUCGAAAGCCACGGCAACACGAUCGGUGUCGACUUCUCGAUGAAAGCCGUGUCUGUCGAUGGGAAGAAGGUUAAGUUGCAAAUAUGGGAUACAGCCGGUCAGGAGCGUUUUCGUACCAUCACACAAAGUUACUACCGUUCGGCUAACGGUGUUUUAAUUGUGUACGACAUCACCAAACGAUCGUCCUUUCUAAGCUUGCAGCGAUGGAUUGACGAGGUGCGAAGGUACACGGCUUCUAACGUGAUGAUAUUCGUGAUAGGCAACAAAUCCGACCUGGAUUCAAUAAGGGAGGUAGAGUUUUCCGAAGCCCAAAACCUGUGCCAGUACAUCCCCGAAGUGAUGUUUGUGAUGGAAACAUCGGCAAAAGACAAUCGUUGCAUCGAGGACGCAUUUAUGACGCUAGCAACAGAACUAAAGCGACGCCACGACGGAAUAAAUGCGUCCGAGGAUGAGGAAGGUAUAACGCUGGGUCAGAGUAAAUCGUUAUCUACAAACUCGUGCAACGCGCUGUGCAAUUUAACGUGAAGAAGUACAUCUGUGAACGGAGCUACCGAUACCUGGCCAAAGCCAAAGGACCAUUGCGAACUCACACACAACUGUUUAACAGCAAAUGCGCGAAGAAAGUAGAAACAAUAAUCCCUCCUAUAAUUUGACCCAUCGGUUAAUGUAUGCCACUGUUUUAAAUGCCAUUGUCCUAAGCAAUUGAGCCGCAGCAGCAGCAAUGUUGCGCUAGUACGUAAGGUACCUUAGACUAAAGUACGGUGCUCGAUUGCAUUAUUUUAAAAUCCCUCUCACUAUUAUUUCUUAUAGCACACGUCAUUGAAUGGCGAUGGUGCACUUUUCCUGUACAUAAUUGGCAUGAGAUACAUGUGUGUUAACUAAUUUGUAGCAACUACUAUAACGUUCAUGGUAAGCUGUGUGCGAGUUCCACUACCAUGGCAUUGAAUUAACGUUAAUUUUCGUUUGAUUGCCCAAUUCUCGAACCACCAGGCAGGCUCACAGGGCCGUGAGCGUAGAGUGAAAUGCAUAGAACAGAACUCGAUUACAUAUUUUAUACGAUCUAUUUAUUUAUUUGAGGAACUCUCUAGAUGGAACUAUUUUAGAUCGAAACAGUUGUGUAAAUAUAACGCUAUUUUAACUUUCCCAA
Messenger RNA from Anopheles funestus (African malaria mosquito), 1460 nucleotides. RefSeq names its product ras-related protein Rab-43 (gene Rab19). Lineage: Eukaryota; Metazoa; Arthropoda; Insecta; Diptera; Culicidae. Gene Ontology annotation, molecular function: GTP binding; GTPase activity. The transcript is spliced from 4 exons. Gene Ontology annotation, cellular component: trans-Golgi network. Bases 176 to 838 code for a protein of 220 amino acids. The record is from RefSeq and is a predicted model, not a curated record.